Acipenser ruthenus (sterlet) is the source of this 6133-nucleotide messenger RNA. RefSeq names its product polycomb group RING finger protein 3. Bases 187 to 939 code for a protein of 250 amino acids. Gene Ontology annotation, cellular component: PRC1 complex. NCBI's taxonomy places the organism in Eukaryota, Metazoa, Chordata, Actinopteri, Acipenseriformes, Acipenseridae. Gene Ontology annotation, biological process: regulation of transcription by RNA polymerase II. The record is from RefSeq and is a predicted model, not a curated record. The transcript has 10 exons.
CCUUGCUCGGUUUUGUCUCGGGAUUGCCCGGACAUUUUCGCCUCUUUGUUUUACCGAAAGUGGAUUUAACUCGGAUUCAGCCUCAGAUCCAGCGGACUGUUAUGCUUUCACACAGCGACGUGAUGCAGAAUCAAUAAUACCUCGUGUCAAAACAAAGGUGGCAGCCAGAUAGAGGACAGCAAAGAGAUGGCGGCAUUAGGGAACCCCGAGAUGCUGACCAGGAAGAUCAAGUUGUGGGACAUCAAUGCCCACAUUACCUGUCGUCUGUGUGAGGGUUACCUAAUUGAUGCCACCACAGUAACAGAAUGUUUACAUACGUUCUGCAGGAGCUGCCUGGUGAAGUACCUGGAAGAGAACAACACUUGUCCAACGUGCAGAAUUGUGAUUCAUCAGAGCCAUCCUCUACAGUAUAUUGGCCAUGACCGAACAAUGCAAGAUAUUGUCUACAAAUUGGUCCCUGGACUUCAAGACGCGGAGUUGAAAAAACAGAGAGACUUUUAUCAGAAACUUGGUAUGGAAGUGCCUGGAGAUGUCAAAAGUGAAAUGUGCUUGACAAAGCCACACUUAGACCCACAACGAAAUGGUGAAACAAAACCAGAAGACACAUCAAACAAAGAGACAACAGAAGAGAAGCAGGAGGAAGAUAAUGAUUACCACAGAAGUGACGAGCAGGUAAGCAUCUGCUUGGAAUGCAAUAGCAGCAAGCUGCGGGGUUUGAAACGAAAGUGGAUCCGCUGCUCAGCACAGGCCACAGUCCUACACUUGAAGAAGUUCAUUGCCAAAAAGCUCAACUUGGCAUCAUUUAAUGAGUUGGAUAUUUUAUGCAAUGAAGAAAUCUUGGGCAAGGACCACACUUUGAAAUUCGUAGUCGUAACAAGAUGGAGAUUUAAGAAGGCACCUCUCCUGCUGCAUUACAGACCUAAAAUGGACCUACUGUAGGACAGGGCGGUUGUUUUGGACCAGGACAGUGCACGUUAUUCUUAUGCAGAGACUAUCAUCCAGCACGUCAUGUGACGCAAACCAGCAAACCACACACAGGAACUUCUGAUGCUGUAACUGUGGGGGGAAAAAACAACCUUACUUUGUCCUCUGUGUCCUAGAUAUGUGAAAAAUUCAAGGAAAGCAUAUAUUUAUACUUUUGUACAGGAGAGAAUGAAAAAGGAACCAAGACACUACUGGUACUUAGUUUACAGAAGAAAAAAAAAACACUUUACAGUUUUGUACUUUCAGACAUCACUUCUUUCUUUGCUGCAAACCUACCAGGCUUUAUAUUUUUUACACCCAAACCAAUUUGAAACAAUCGGAUGAGGUGAAGAAAAGAAGAGGAGGUGGAAAGUUUUUACCAAUCAAUUUUCUUUCAGGUUUCACUUUGUAAGUCUUGGAGCACAGAAAGUAUAUAUAGAUAUAUAAAAUAAUUUCUAAGCUGUUUUUUUUCAGUUGUGUAUCGUCUUCUGGCAGUUUUUUGGUUCAAUUUCUUACUUUGAGUCAAUUUGUGAAUAUGCUGAGUUUAAUAUUUUUUGUGUAGUUAUUUAUGUUCUAUAUACCAAUCUUGUAUAUAAAAGUCAUUAGGAGGGCUUUUGAGAGAUGUGUUAUCAUGGUUUCCAUGAGCUAUACUGGGGCUACAUUUAUUUAUGUAGGUCUAAAAAAUGGAACAUGAAAUGGGGGGGUGGGGUGGGCGAGGUGCAUCUUCACAUAUUUAAAGAAAAAAUGUUUACUUACAGUAGAAUUUUAUUCAUAAAGACAAAUCCAGUGGUGGAAGCCACACUAAUGUGUCUAUAGCUAAAUAAGGUCUUUUUUGCCAUUUAUACACUUGUAAUGCCACCAGGUGUCCUAUAUUUCAUGAGGCAAGCUGUUUGACUGUUUAAUACUGAAUUAAUGAUGCUGACGGUGAUGAGAAAAACAAACAUGUGUUAUCAAAAAUUAUUUUGAUAUUUAUAACUAUUAUAAAGGAAUACAUUACAUUACUGAAAGGAGCUGAGAGAUGUAAACAAAUGAAUCAAUCUCUUCAGUUCUUGAAAUGUUGAAUUUAUAAUGAAGUGGACGCCUGUUUUGAUAUCAUGAAUUGCAUGUUUGGCUUAUGAAAUUCUUCAGAUGACUUUGAAUCUAGAUACCAAAAAAUGUGCUUGGUGGUUCUUGAUAUGAAUCCAUUACGACCCAGUAUAAAUAAACAAACAAAAAUGCCACAGUUUCUAAUAUGUAAUUGUCUGCUAUCGAAAAUGUAUAAUAUUGUCAAUUUAAUAUGAACAAAAUAGUAUCCAUAUUAAAUGAAAAUUACAGUUCAAUAAUUUCAUUCAAAUGUUCUGUAAUUUGUACUGAAGGUGAAAUCUCGUUGAUUGGUGUGUUUUUGGUGUGCUUUGUUUACACCCAGAACUAACUAAACAGCAUACAAAAUGACUAAGAACUGAUUUGGUUGCAAACUCUGCAGCCAUGCAUAUCCCCUGUUAGGACUGCAGUAGCAAAACACCCCACUUUUGAUAACGGUUCACAACUACCAUGUAUUUACUAUUGUUUAAGCACAAACCUGUUGAGGUGCAAUGCAUAUCUCAUUUUAUUGGUUCACUGGCAAUAUUCCCGGUUGCUAUUAACUGUUCCAAGCAGCACUUUCUGGUUUAAAUGUGCUAUGUUACCACUAAGCAAUUAAAAAAUAGUAAUUGUGUUAGCAGAUGUGGAUUUUCUAUAAAAGUCCAGUUUGCUACAAGUUCUGGGUAAAACAACCAUGCUCAAAAAAUGGGCGACCAUUUACUGUGAUGUGACUCUUGAUGUUGUAAAUCAAAUUUUUAAUAAAUGAACAGAGCAAUUUUUGAUAUCAAAAUUUAGAAAUCCCAGUAUUGAGGGUGGAGAUUCUGGUACAAACAAUUAUCUAAUUGAUUUGGUUUAUCUGUUGUCAGCAGCACCACCAAUGUUUUGACACGUCUUCCUUGAGAUGCAAGACCAUCAUUUAAGGCCACUGAGCACCCAUAAACUCAAUAGAACUUCACAUCUUCUUUUCACUGUGAUUUAAUCCAGUCUUAAACACACCCAUUAAAAGUCAUUAAUUCAGUAUAAGGUUAAGGAAUGGCUAGUCAUAUUGCAUGGGAGUUCAAUUUUGUUGUGCAAUGUAGGGUGAUGCAGUUCUUUGUGAUGCCAUCAUUUCAGUUCUUUGUGGCCCACCAACCUAACUUCAAACAAUACAUAGGCCAAACAAACUUUCUAAUCUAAAGGAUAAAUGUCUUUAUGAUCAAAUCUGCUUUUUUUUUUGUUUGUACCACACUUAAUUAUUUUACCAGUUCAUUCAGAACUUAACUUAUUUGAGGGGCAUUUAAAGCUGGGAGAAUAAAAUUACCAGAAAAAAGCAUAAGUUGCUUUCUUGAGCUGCAAUGGUUAAAAUUGCCAUGUAUUAAUAUCGGGCUUCCAAGGCUCCUGCUUUAAGUGCCACCUGGAAAUGACAAGACUUCAAUAUUUUGGGAAAUUGUUGGCAACUCUAAAAACCUGGUGCUGUUGUACAGUUUUUCUUUUCAAGCUGUGCAAAUUUGAACAAUGCUAAUGUGAAACAAGACAGUUUGGGACUCCUUUGUUCUACUUUGCUAUCAAAACAAUUUUUAAAGAGCAAAAGAGUAACUAAAAUCAGUUCCUAUAAACUAGUCAAAAAAUUAUAUUAAAAUGCUGUAUAUUUGGGUAGCAAUUGAUCAGGUGGUCGCAUCAACAUGACUAAAUGGUGCUAUAACUACAGUAUUCAAAUCUGUUUCACAAAUUGCAAAGCCUUAAUUUACUGAUGGAUUUGUGGUGGUGAGAAAACUGUUCAGUAAUGCAAAGGUGCACGCUCAGUUACUUCUAUUAUCUACAUGAAUCAGAUCAUAGAGGUAAUAUUGCACAUUUUGAGUGUUGUAUUUCUUGUAAUUACUGGAACUGAUUUUAGGUGCAGACUUGUACGGUAUACUGUAAACUAAUUCAACAAAUCCAGGAACUUAAUACAUUAUAAAAAAUAUUUUCACAUUAAGAACACAUCUGACACACAUCCAAAUGUAGGUAAUUAAAGUGCUUUCUUAUAACAAUCAUAAGACUUUUGUUUUGGGAUAUGUGGUGAAGUUUUUUUUUAUUAUUUCUGUCCUCUAAAAUGAACAAACCUGUCCUCCUUCAUAAUAAAUUUGUAAAACAAAGAGCCAUUUGAGGUUGUUUCGUUGAACCAACUGAAGUGCUGAACUUGUGAUUGUGGAUGUGUCAUGUUCUUAAACGGGUCAUUUUGUUUUUCAAACUGCAUCAAAAGAUUUUGCUUAAGGGGGAAAGCUAAGGUUUCAUAGUUCCCUACAAAAGUAAAAGGCAGUGAAAAAAAUCAUCUGCUGUGGUAAAUAUUUUAAUCACAGUUACUAUAGAAAGAACUUUCAUUGUACAGAGGCUGGUGAAAUUAAGUCUAAUCAGUGCAGGUGCUAGAACUGAGCACAGUUGUGUUGCUGGCAGAUGCAUUUCAGCUCACGCCAAUAGAGGAGAUUUAUUAGGAUGUCUAGAGUACUUUUAACACAUUCAGACCAUAUUCUUCCUUUAGGCUGUACACAACAGAUCUUUUUUUUAUUAUGUUAAGCAACUUUUUCCUGACUGUGCCAGUGCCGGGAAUGGAAAUUUGAAUUACUGUUUCUUGCCUCUAUAAUGAACUCCACACACAAGUUGAACUCCCGGUCUUCAUAUUGCUUGGUCAAUAGAAACAAACGGAUCUCUUUCCCAGAGAUCCUCUUUGUAAUCUUUUUCGGUGCCAAGUCCCAUGUCACUUCCUUCAUAAAAGCCCCCGUCAUAGCCAGUCAUUGUCCAAAUUUCUCCUGCAUUACACAGAUAGUAUAGUAUAGUCACUUGUGUUUUUUGUUUGUUUUUAUCAAUGUUUUAAAUAUAUACAUUUUAUUUUUUUUGUGCCAUUCUAGCUUUCAGUUUGUGAUGCUUCUUUCAUUAGCGUCCUCCACUCUGGCGGUGUAUUGUCCUGCUCAGUUGUAGCAGGAAUCUCUGUGUUAAUGCAAGGGGAGUGGCUACUACAUGGGCAAAAUGAACAUCUGACGUCUGUAAUGCUGCUACCUGGGACUCUUUUGAGACCUUUAUUAAACAUUAUAACUUAAAUGUGUCUUGCUCUCAGCCUACCUUUGCUCACUCUGUUAUCUGUGGCUUCUUUCACUCACAUCUAACCUACCACUCCUUUUUUCUACAUCCUUUGGUAUGGUUCACUUUGUGUGUGGAGUAUAUCAUAUGAGGAAAGACUAGGAAGAUUACCUUCAUAGGAUAAUGAACACCACACACCUAUAUCCCACCCUCCUUCCCUCUUUAAAAAAAAAACAAAACAUUUGGACAGUGAUACUAAAUUACGUGGGGUUUUAUGACGGACGGACUCUGACUUUGGCACCAAACAGGAUUAUAGCACAAUGAUCUCUGGGUAAGAGAUUGGUUUGUUUCUCCUGACCCAAGCAGCAUGGAGACCGGGAGUUCGCUUUGUGUGUAGAGUUCAUCAUUCUACGAAGAAAUCAUAUUACAGGUAAUCUUCGUUGUCUUAUCUGUUUAUUAUCUCAGUAUGUGUGUUCUGUAUCAUUCUAUAUUGCUGUUUUUACUUAAAUCAGUAUGCCAGGCUUACUAACUACUUUUCAACCACUGAAAAAGUUGAAUUUUUGAAGAGAGUUGUGAUGGGUUGUGGUCAGAAGUGAUAACAGUGUCUUUGAGUUUUAUGCAACACGUGUUUUACUGGUGCAAACACAAGCCUUUACAGUCCGUGCAUAAACAAUAACAACAAGGCCACUCUUGCCGUCUUCUUCACCAGGGCCUGGAUUCGCCUCUCCCCAGUUUUCCAAACCCCCUUGGUUCUCUGGUCCGUGUAGGCGCUUAAUCCUCUUGAGAAGCAAGGGUCAAAAGUAAACUCUCCGUGGUUUGUUAUUGUUUUUGUAGCUCUGUUCCGUCUUGCUCCCGCACCAAACUCCUCUCACUUAACCAUCACACUCGGCUACACAGUUCCCUCAUAUGUACCAAGACCCGCCCUGUUAAUCCGCUGCAGCCAAUCACUACUCGAUAUGACUGCUACUGAAAUCUUGGGAACAAUGUAUUUAAAACUACAUGUUAAUGUGGCAGUUAUCUAUCUAUCUAUCUAUCUAUCUAUCUAUCUAUCUAUCUAUCUAUCUAUCUAUCUAUCUAU